Amoebophrya sp. A120 is the source of this 2760-nucleotide messenger RNA. Lineage: Eukaryota; Dinophyceae; Syndiniales; Amoebophryaceae. The record is from the annotation of a GenBank genome assembly.
GUCUUUCUGUCACCAUCAUGAUUGAAGUUUGAAUCUGCAGAGUACGACUUUAUUUGAGCGCUACAAGAGCCACAAUUUACAUUUUUCCGAUCACUCGCGCUACGAAAUCGAAACCACGCCUCCAUGAUAAACGCACAUUAGCCACCGCCCCGUGGUAAGGGUCUUUGUCAGGACAUGAGUACAUAAUUUAUUACACGUUUAGCAGAGAUAGAACAUGCUUUCUGUACAGCAAGCAUCUGCCUCAUCUUGUGUCCCAGCUGCGCAACUCACGCGAUGCCAGCCCUGGACAUUUUUUGAAGAAGCAGCCCGCGAACCACCGCUCGCGAGGAUGAGACCCGUUGGAACAAGGAUGAAGGAAAGAUGCGGAAUUCCGCGGAAAACCUGUGCAGUAGUGCGACGCAACUGCGCAUCAAAAGCCUACCUUUGCUCGGUUGCAACAAGUAUAAUUGCAACAGCUGUGACAUCAGCUGCAACCGCAGCAACAGAAAACGACGCUGGUGUGAAAUUUCCUGCGACCUCCACCCCAUCCGCAGUUACCUCCUACCGAGCAGAAGCGUUACCGACCAGCAAGACCGAAACCUUCAAUUCUUGUUUGGUUGAAAACGAAAAGCACCCCCUGCUUCCCCCGCACCGCAAAACCGCAACGAGAAAUUUUGAAGACGAGUGUGCAGCCUGGGUGAUCCGGAGCACCGAUUUAGUGUGGAACAAGGAAAGGGACUACUCGAUUUAUGAAGCAGGUGAUGAAGGUGAAGCAGAAUUUGAGUUCAUCAAGCAGCAAACUGAAGAUAGCAGCAACUACAUGAAUUCAGAUGAAGCAAGAUUUCCUACUAGCAGCACCACACGCACAGUCAGUGCAUCUGCAGCAACUACAACCGCGAUUGCUCCGCCAGAGCAGGAAGCGGCGCUGCAGCUGUUGGAAAUGAACACUUCUAAAACUAGCAACCCCGCCUCCACGAAGACGAAAGGCACUUCCUCACCACAAAAUCAAGCAUCACGAUCCGAAGAUAUUAUACCAAACCACACAUCCCGCGCCCUGAACUUUCUAACCCACAGAGACAAGUCGUUGAAACUGCACCCGAAAACGGAGUUGGAUUUAAACGCGGUCUUGGCGGAAUUUUUCUACGUGGACUGGACGUCGCACAGCUCGUUCGGGCAGGUGACGAUAUGCACUGCAAAAGUAUCGUAUUAGUGUAUGUGUAAAUCGCAUUACAAAUUAGCCCAGCAUUAGAAAUGAAAUUUGUCAUGCUGAUUUGCCUUGAGAUGGAGAUUUGUAAUGCAUGACUGCGAUAAUUUAUUACAACUACGAGUGCGAUACUUUUGCACAGGAUAGACGAGUGGGUUGGUGAAUUUGAAGAAGUUGGUGGUGAUGACGAAAAGAAGUUUUACCAACGCCGAUAUGAAGAUCCACAUCUCAGACGCAGCGUGCACAGGGAACGACGUUGACGGAUACAAAACCAUGAUGCCCGAUGUGGUGGUCGGGGGGAUAGGAGGUAGAGGGAGAACUACAGCUGGAGGUCGUGGAUCAAAGGUUCACCGGGAUGAAUCCACUACUACCAUGAGCGUCGUCCCUCUGGAGCAGCAGUACUUCCCAGGAACGAGAACCGUGAUGGUGAAGGGGCCACCAGAGGAGCAAACGUCUCCUGGCAGGAGGGAUAAUAGUGGUGGAACCGGUACCGGUGAUGACCAAGACCAGAAGCUGCACAGGACGUUGCCAGCGCCAGCUGGAAAGAUAAAACCGCCCCCACCAACGCGUGGUGGUCCUAGUCAACGAAAAGACGGCGGAAAUUAUAGUGAUAAAGCCACUGCAUCUCCAACUACAUCAGCAAAUAAAGGAGGAGCGCAGCCUGGAGGACACGACAUAAAGGAAGACAAAAAGCCGGACAAUUACAUCUACUACCAGGGCUCCGCGAUGUGCUACGUUCAGUACGUCCCGCCCUUCGGCUACCAGUACAUCGCGGAGUGGCUGCUGCAUGACGAGCUCUCCGCGGUGCAGCAGGUCAUUUCCUCUUCCUACGAAAACGACGACGAGGAAAAUCUCCAGCCCGACGAGUUCCGGUUCCCGAGCGAAAAGCACGUCUUGCCCAACCAACGUUGUCGACUGAACUACCCCAGUUGGGGCUGGAAACCGGGGGAGGAGGUCGUGCUGGCAUCGCGUGGGGUGGUGUCGGGGAGGAGACGAGAGGUUGAUGCUCCACAGGACGAGAUGGUGGAGGGGGAUGAGCAGAUUACAUCAGGUCCUGGUAUUACCAGGAGUAGGAGUAGAACUGUUGGUGAGACGAUCAAGAACGAGCAUGCUGUCGUGGACGGACACGAGACGUCUAGUAGAGGAUCACCAGCAUCAGCAGCUUCCAGUGCAGCUGAGGAACGGGGAGAAGAGGCAGCCGUGGGGAUGACAGGAGGGAAUAAAGAACAGGGGAGGAGUUCCAGCUCGUUCUUAGAUAGGAUGAAGUUGGGGCUGGAGAACGCUAUGGAAAAGUUUGAGAUGUGAGUGCACCAAGUAGUUGCUGUUGUAGUCACGACAAGAACGCUCACGUCAGUAUACAGAUGAGGAGUUGAAGCAAUGAUACUUUGGGUGAGAUUGAACGAGAAAUCGCGUGCCCGAGAAGCGAUAAAGCCUCGAAUUUUUUUUCGAACUACAGGACUUGGCGGCUUAGAAAUUUUCUGCGGCGCCGUGAGAAAAUGGAAAUGCACGCGGGCGAAAAUCGCAAUGUUUCAGUUUUUCGGUGUUCAUCCAAACAAAGGCUGGGGGUUCGGCUCGAC